AUGUCGUCUAAAACUAGGUCAACGAAGGAGGAAUCGUCAGAACCGCCGUCUCUGAUCCCGUCACUUCCCGAAGACAUCAUCGUUGACAUCUUAGCACGUGUAGGGAGAUGCUACUAUCCAAAACUCUCCCUUGUUUCCAAGCACUUCCGAUCGCUUGUGACCUCCCACGAGCUAUACGCAAGACGAUCAUUGUUAGGAUGCACGGAACACUCUCUCUAUGUUGUCCUCUGUAACAAAGAAAACGAUAAUCACUAUUGCUAUGUUCUCUACCGGAAAGCCAACGGUAAUCACAGCUUGGUCCUUAUCCCUUCUCUUCCCAAAAUGCCUCGCAGGGGAGGCUUUGUUGCGGUGGGGUCAAGGAUAUAUGUGUUUGGUGGGUUUAAGUCAGUUCCACAGAAUGCGAUAAGCAUUGACUCCAAACGGUGCACCUCAUGCCUAGUAUGA
Brassica napus (rape) is the source of this 444-nucleotide messenger RNA. RefSeq names its product F-box/kelch-repeat protein At4g38940-like. The coding region runs from base 1 to 444 and encodes 147 amino acids. The transcript has a single exon. Lineage: Eukaryota; Viridiplantae; Streptophyta; Magnoliopsida; Brassicales; Brassicaceae. The record is from RefSeq and is a predicted model, not a curated record. Gene Ontology annotation, molecular function: protein binding.